UUGCAGGACCUCGAACUUCAGCAAGCCCUAGACUCUGUGGUUUAACUCACAGCGCCACCUGGGUCCCCUAAUAGAUGCCUUAGGAAGCCCAUUUUUCUUCUACUGUAUAAUAACAACCAAGCCUUGUGGGUCACAUCAAACCCUGCAGGAACCCAAGUGAAAUGAGGACAGAAUAUGGGUCAUUAAUUUGAAGACUAACCUGAACUUGAAUGAGGUCAGUGCUGCUGAAUCCCAGCCUUGUUUUAAAGUUCUGCUGCCAGAAUAGUGGAAGAGAAUCUCUUUCGACUACUAGUAAAUGGUGCUCUGGAGCUUCAGCCUGGCUUCAACAUCUUUAUCAAUGACUUGAAUGAUGGGCUUGAGGGCAUCCUGACCAAGUUCACAGAUGACACCAAAUUGGGAGGGGUGGCUAAUACCCCAGAGGACAGGAUCACACUUCAAAAUGACCUUAACAGAUUAGACAACUGGGCCAAAGCAAACAAGAUGAAUUUUAACAAGGCGAAAUGUAAAGUACUACACUUGGGCAAAAAAAAAAAAUAUGAAAGGCACAAAUAUAGGAUGGGAGACACCUGGCUUGAGAGCAGUACAUGUGAAAAGGAUCUAGGAGUCUUGGUAGACCACAAACUUGACAUGGGUCAACAGUGUGAUGCAGCAGCUAAAAACGCCAAUGCAAUUCUGGGCUGCAUCAAUAGGAGUAUAACAUCCAGAUCAAGGGAAGUAAUAGUACCACUGUAUUCUGCUCUGGUCAAACCUCACCUGGAGUACUGUGUCCAGUUCUGGGCACCACAGUUCAAGAAGGAUACUGACAAGCUGGAACAUGUCCAGAGGAGGGCAACCAAAAUGGUCAAAGGCCUGGAAACGAUGCCUUAUGAGGAACGGCUUAGGGAGCUGGGUAUGUUUAGCCUGGAGAAGAGAAGGUUAAGGGGUGAUAUGAUAGCCAUGUUCAAAUAUAUAAAAGGAUGUCAUAUAGAGGAGGGUGAAAGGUUGUUUUCUGCUGCUACAGAGAAGCCUACACGGAGCAAUGGAUUCAAACUACAAGAAAGAAGAUUCCACCUAAACAUUAGGAAGAACUUCCUGACAGUAAGAGCUGUUCGACAGUGGAAUUUGCUGACAAGGAGUGUGGUGGAGUCUCCUUCUUUGGAGGUCUUUAAGCAGAGGCUGGACAGCCAUAUGUCAGGAAUGAUUUGAUGUUGUUUCCUGCUUGACGGGGUUGGACUGGAUGGCCCUUGUGGUCUCUUCCAACUCUAUGAUUCUAAGAUAUUGCAGAAACACCUGAUUAACCUUGAACUCUGACCAAUCAACAUAGAAUCAUAGCGCUAGAAGGGACCCACAACCCCCUUCAAUUAUUCUAUUAUAGUUAAUUUCACCUCAGGUGGGUGGUCCUGCAUACCUGACAUAAUUGGCCCUCAGGGGUGGGGGAGGGAGAUAUGUCCUGAGCCGUAUUGAACCCACCAUGCUCACCACUUCCUGCAGGAUUUGGGAACUGUCUGGUGCACCAAAACGGAGCAGGAUAAAACUUCCUGUGUCUCAGCUGAUGUGCAGAGGGUUCAAUCCUGCUUUCUGCCUGAUCAGUCAUGCCAGCCAGUUGCUUCCUGGCGCACCCAAACCAAUCAGGACUGAAAUCGCUGCGCAUCAUCUGAUGCAUGGGGAGCUAUCCUUCUUUAUGCAAACGCAUCUGUACCUGCCCUGGUGCCACAUAUCACAUCUGGUUGUGGGAAAACAGCCCUGUGGGACAACUGGGAAAUUCUGGCAGGCAAAGUCUGGCUCACAAGCCAGAGGUUUCCCAUCCCUGCUUCGGAGUCCAGCUAAAUUAUUGUAGUCUGGCCUUUUUGCUGGGUGUCAUCUCUCAAAUGAAGGGAAUAAACUGUAGGAAGAGGCUGUGGGAUUUCUUGCAUUAAAAGUUGCUUAUAUUCACGUUCAUUAAAAAAAAGGGAAGGAUCAGAUUACUCAGUACUGAGGGAGAUUAUGAAAAGAUAUACAAAAAAACCAAACCCCACAAACCUGAAGUUAUUCUGCUAGGGAUUAUAGGUAUAGAAAGGGGGGGGCAGAGAGAGAUGGUCAAGUUCUUUAUGUAUGUAACUACAGCAGCUAGGUUCUUUUACGCUCAGAAAUGGAAAGAUAAAGAAGUUCCCACUAAAGAAGAAUGGAUAAGUAAAGUAAUGGACUAUGUUGAAUCAGUGAAGCUAACAGCCAAAGUAAGAGAAUCUAAUGAUUUUUUUAAAUAAAAAGAAUGGAAGCUUUUAUCAGAUUAUUUAAAGAAAUACUACAACAUGAAUCUGUGAGCAGGUUUUGAAGUAUGAGCAACAAACAACUUAAUGACUAUGCUAAAAAAGAGGUAAGACAGGCUGGAGUAAAGGGGGAGAUAAGAAAAACAUCACAGAAAAUGGGAUAAUAUAAAUAUAAAGUCAAUAAUAUAAAUAGAAUUUUAAAAAAAAAUACUGAGGAAGGCAAAUACCUACCACAGCAGCAGCAACGACGACGGCAAUCAAUCCAUUUCCUAAUACUGUACAUGUAUGGAAUCCAAAGUUCCACUUGGAGGAAUAUUCUUAUUGGAAGUAAUUUAGUAGAGUUUAUAGGAAAUUCAGGGACCACAAAGCAGUGCAGAGAUUAUGGGGCAAAAGGGAAGGGGAGUCUGUAACCAAAUUAUUGUAUUCCCUGUACUGACAGUAGCUAAGGGGACUUGCAUUCUGUAAAAAAGGGGACCCCAGCUGCCUCUGUUCCCCCCUUAAUUCACACACUGAACACAAGCCUCUUCUGACUGCCCUGUUCUGCUUCCUCUCCCUGCUGCCUCCAAGAGUCUUUUACUGAAUUUGAAUUUCCACCCUUGACUGCCACUAAAUGAAAGACACUGCAUCUUCUUCAUCCCUCUAACUGCUCAUUCUCUUGCUCCUCGCCCUACUCUUCCUGAGAGCCUAUUUGUCUGCUAAAAUGCACCUUGCCUAAGGUCCCUGAUACUUCAGAGCAAAGAGUGCACAGAGAUAAGGAAGGAUUCUCACCAAAGCCUAACAGGAACAGGAGCAACAGCAGCCACAGUGAGCUCAAAGGCAGAAAGAGCAUCCAGCAUCAGCAGCAACAGCGGAGAAUUCUCAGGUCUUGUAUUCAUCCCAUAUAAAGCCUCAUCCAAAUCCUAGCCAGCACAAAGGGGUCUAGUGCUUGGGGGGUAGCAUAGAGAAGCUGAUGAGCUGCUAAAAAUAUAGAGGGGAGGGGAGGUAGGCUUGUUAUAUUAGAAUCCACUCAGCAAAAAGUGUAGUAGGUGAGAACUGGCUGGCUUUGAGUGGCAGGCAGUCUGGAAAGCAAAGGGGGUGGAGGAAAUGCCAGGCUGCCGGUAGGAAUCUUGGAAAGGAGGGAAAGGUUGAGCAUUGCUCCUUUGAGCUGGAGAUCUAGCGGAGAUCCUGGGGGUUGGGGAGCCAAGUGUUUGCUUCCGAGUUUCAAGCAAAGAAGGAGAGGAGCAGGGAUAUGAUGGGCUGGUGGUGAUGUAGCAGAAGGUGAACACUCUGGAUGCUUGAGGACUGCAGGUAGGCAUGGGUGACCUUUACCUGCAAAGAGGAGGACGUGGUGGUGCAUCAGCCAUGACUAAUGAUACCCUCAAUAAAGAAGGCCAAGGAGAGGCAGAGCACUCAGAUAUGUCCCUACGAGUGGUGUUGGCCACUUUGCUGCUCCUCCUCAUCCUCUCCACCCUGCUGGGAAACACCCUUGUAUGCAUGGCAGUGGUCAAAUUCAGGCACCUGCGCUCAAAAGUCACCAAUUUGUUUGUCAUCUCCCUGGCUGUGUCAGACCUCUUGGUAGCCAUGCUGGUGAUGCCGUGGAAGGCGGUCACUGAAGUGGCUGGCUUCUGGCCUUUUGGAAGCUUCUGUGAUGUCUGGGUGGCUUUCGACAUCAUGUGCUCCACGGCUUCGAUCCUCAACCUGUGCAUAAUCAGUCUGGACCGCUAUUGGGCCAUCUCCAGCCCCUUCCGCUAUGAGCGGAAGAUGACCCAGCGAGUGGCUUUUGUCAUGAUUGGGGUGGCUUGGAUGCUCUCCAUCUUGAUCUCAUUCAUACCCGUCCAGCUGAGAUGGCACCAAGCCAAGGAGCUCCCUCCUGCCCACCAGAGAGACUCCAACAUCACCUGGAGCUCAGAGGAAAACUGUGACUCCAGCCUCAACAGGACCUAUGCUAUUUCCUCCUCCCUCAUCAGCUUCUACAUCCCUGUUGUUAUCAUGAUAGUGACGUACACCAGGAUCUUCUGCAUUGCUCAGCGACAGAUAAGGAGGAUCUCCUCUCUAGAGAGGGCCGUGGAACACGCCCAGAGCUGCCAAAGCAACGAGUGUUCCCAUGAAGUGUCCUUGAAGAAUUCCUUCAGAAAAGAAACUAAGGUCCUCAAGACCCUCUCCAUUAUAAUGGGGGUCUUUGUCUUCUGCUGGCUUCCUUUCUUUGUACUCAACUGCAUCAUCCCCUUCUGUGACCACAACCUGCACCAGCUGGCAGAACUACCAUGUGUCAGUGACACAGUUUUCAACAUCUUUGUUUGGUUUGGCUGGGCAAACUCUUCUCUCAACCCAAUCAUCUAUGCCUUCAACGCUGACUUCCGAAAGGCCUUUGCAACCAUCCUGGCCUGUGGCCGCUUCUGCCCCAACAAUGCUGUGGAGACGGUGAACUUCAGCAAUGAGCUGGUUUCGUACCAUCACGACACCACCUGCCAGAAAGACCUGGUGGUCUUGAGUGACCCACAGCUUCUACCCCACACCAUGACCCUCCAAGGGGAGGAUAAUGAGUUGACUUUUGACAAAGUCUCUGAGAUCUCACGUGAUACCUCCCAUGAUAACAAGGGAGCUGCUUUGUCAGCUAUAGUGCAUGUGGAGUAUGAGACUGAUACAUCACUUGAGAAGAUUGCCUAUAACACGCUGGAUUAAAAAAGGCAGACAGGUGGCUGUGUGAAGGAGGAUGGGACACA
This is a messenger RNA of Zootoca vivipara (common lizard), 4927 nucleotides long. RefSeq names its product D(1) dopamine receptor-like. The record is from RefSeq and is a predicted model, not a curated record. Gene Ontology annotation, molecular function: dopamine neurotransmitter receptor activity; G protein-coupled receptor activity. Gene Ontology annotation, biological process: positive regulation of MAPK cascade; adenylate cyclase-activating adrenergic receptor signaling pathway; vasodilation. Gene Ontology annotation, cellular component: plasma membrane. NCBI's taxonomy places the organism in Eukaryota, Metazoa, Chordata, Lepidosauria, Squamata, Lacertidae.